GCGACGACGCAGCGCGGUCCGGUCCACUCCAGUGAAGUCCAGUCCGGUCCAGUCCGAUCCGGUCCAGUGCGGUCAAGUUCCAGUCCGGUCCCUCUCGUCCUUCCAUCGGGCGUCGCUCAAAGUCACCGCGCCGCCGCUUCAGCACCACAAACAUUCGCAGCCUUCAACCUCCAGCCCGCUUCAUCCUGUCUCUCACUACCUUUUGUUGUAAGAAAACAAAAUUAUAUUAAUUUUAGGGGAAGGAAAUCCAAACAUUAUCUGUGGAAACCGGGGCAAGGAAAACCAAAGAGCGGGCAGGAGGAGGAUGAACAUGUCAGUGAUUUCUCUUCAGGAGUAUGACUUUGAGAAACACUUCGACGAGAGGGGAGCCAUAGAAUGGAUGCAGGAAAACUGGAGUAAGUCGUUUCUGUUUUCUGCAGUUUAUGCUGCGUUGAUCUUUGCUGGGCAGUAUUACAUGAAAGAGCGGAAGAAGUUUGAACUUCGGAAACCAUUAGUCUUGUGGUCACUGACCCUUGCUUUAUUCAGUAUACUAGGUGCUUUCAGAACAGGGUGGUACAUGUGGCAUGUCCUGUAUACUAGUGGCUUCAAGCAAUCCGUGUGUGACCAGAGCUUCUACAAUGGACCUGUGAGCAAAUUCUGGGCAUAUGCAUUUGUCUUGAGCAAAGCUCCAGAACUAGGUGACACUAUGUUCAUCGUUUUACGGAAACAGAAGCUGAUAUUCCUGCACUGGUAUCACCACAUCACCGUGUUGCUCUACUCCUGGUAUUCUUACAAAGAUAUGGUAGCUGGUGGUGGCUGGUUUAUGACAAUGAAUUAUGGCGUCCAUGCCUUUAUGUACUCAUACUAUACACUUCGUGCUGCAGGCUUUCAUGUGCCACGUAGAUUUGCCAUGUUUAUUACCCUCACUCAGAUCAUGCAGAUGAUAAUGGGCAUGGUGGUUAACGUGCUGAUAUACAUGUGGAUGCACGAGGGUCAUUGCCCUUCCUUUUUUGCAAAUAUCAUCUUGUCUUCCAUUAUGUAUUUUAGCUACUUUCUUCUCUUUUGCUGCUUCUUCUAUGAAACCUACUUAAACAGGAAGAAGGGUUUAAAGGGAGAUUAAGCUCAGGGAAAUGAACACGUUAAAGUAGGAGUGUCAGUCAGUGGUUAAUGCACAAACAUGGAUGAUAUUGUGGUUUUGUCAAAGCAGUCCAGAGUUAUUAACUCUGGGAUUCUGUAGAUUUUUAUAGGAUUGCACUCUCCAUGUUCACAUUCCCUACAGUUCUUUCAUUGGAAGCUGUUAACUAACAUCAUCUCCAGGAAGCCCUGGUGGUGUCACGUCAAGCAGAUCCCAGAAUAUUGAAAACCUGAAUCUUGUUCAUUCCCAUUUUCUACAAACUACAGACCUGAACCACAGAAAAGUGCAGAAGCAGUCAAUGGAGUUGUGUGGGUCCAUCUCAGCAGCACGCAAAGGAGUAAGCUAUGGCCUUAGAUUGUUUGAUAUGGAGAUUAUAAAUGAAUGAUUGGAAGACUUGCUUCACAAAUCCUAGUUGAGCUUUUCAGUGCAUCAUUUGAGACAACAAGAAGGGCCAUGGGAGAGUGGAAAGAAAGAAAAUUUAAGACAAUUCAGAAAUAAUUUAUUGUGCAGGAUAUUUCUGACUUCCAGUUUCACUGUAGUCCAGCUUGUGCACUAACCGCUGUAUAGUGUGUGGAACACUCUGAAGACACUAAUUUUUCCCCACAAUGAAAUCUCAAAUUGGCAUCCUUCCUUAUACUUAAGGCAGACACCUUUUGUAACACACCUUCUAGAUGCAGGUUUUCGCACCUUACUGUCUUGGUCCUGCCAACUGAACAAAACUUAAAGGAGUACUGGAAUUAAAAUUUCAUAAGUUUGUCAUUGUACUGGAAUCUAGAUAAUUGAUUAUACAAGACUUAGAGGGCUUUUCUUCUAUUUAUACAACAGUUAAAAGGCAGACCUCUCUUUGUCAUGUUUAUUUUUGACUGUAAAUGAAUAUGUCAGUUAAACAUAGAUUUCCAGUGUUCCAAAUCCCGUUAUAUAAAGCUGCUGAUCCAACCAUAAAAUAAAUAUCUUUUUAAAAUAAUAGCUUUUAUCUUGUAAUGGGGAGGGAUAGGAAGCACUUGAGAGUUUGCCUAUUUUUAAUAGUUAAACUUAUUAAAUAUUUAAUAAAUUAUUUUUGGCAUCAUUAUUUCACAAACCCAUGGCACAUUCCUUUGUCUGCCUUGUUUAAUGGAGUGUCAUCCAAACUAAGAUAAACACUCCAUUAAAAUAUCAGAAAAUGGAAUGUCACAAACAUACUAAGUAUUUAUCUGCUAAUAUCUCCAACAAUAAGUCAACCUGUUACCUAGCCAAUAACUAAAGACAAGGAAACAUUCCCAUAUAGCAUUAAAAUUGCCAUCUUUUGACAUGCCAAAGUCAUUCCUAAGCAGCAUUCUUAAAAUCAAACACUUAACGCACUGCGUCUUGACCACCCAGCAAAAUCUGCCACCUUUAGAAAAAAAGAUCAUGUGAAUAGGUGAUAACAAAGUGUGGAGCAGGAUGAACACUGCUUCACCUAAGAUGCUGCUUGGCCUGCUAUGUUCAUCCAGCUCCACACUUUGUUAUCUCGGUUUCUCCAGCAUCUGCAGUUGCAAUUUUCUCUCGUGGAUAGGUGGCUGUGUUUCAUUUACAAAAGUGCAUCCUCAUUAUAAAAGUCUCGGUACAUAAAACUUGGCCUCUUGAUGAUGAGAUAUUUUUGACAAAGAUGUUGCUGUGGAGGUUUCAUUAAUUACAGCAUUCUCAUUAGCCCAGAUGCAAUACUAGGCUCCUGACAAGUUGUAUAUUAUGGAUAGAGUAUGUCAUUUAGAUUCACUUGUCACAUGUGUAAACAAACUAACAGGAUAAAAAGAUAAUUCAGUAUCUUUACUCUCAUUCCUGUUCAUGGUAACUCAUGAACAGAGUUUGGGACCUUCGUAUAUCUACUGAUGCCCUAAUAUUGUUACCCAAUGCAAGGUGCUGAAGCAAACUUAAAUUGAGCUAAGUAUCUCAGCUUUGUUAGGUCCUCUAACUGGAAGCUCAGCUAAGUAUGGAGGAAGCUUAGUUUGUAAGUUGAAAACUGAUCUUCUAGUCUAAGCAGUGCAGUCUGUUGCUUCUCAUUCCAGGGUAGCUUCCCCAUACCAAAAAAAGGGUAUCAUGCAAAAGAUGGAUUUAGCUGUAGUGCCAUGGUCUGACAAGAUAGAUUUAGUUAAGAAACAGUGGAAAUUGUUUCCUGACACAAACAUAUGCACAAAAUCUUUUGGAAUUUGGUGUUGGUGGAGUGUGGGGUUGAUGUGACAAGGGGCAUCUGUCCUUUGUGCUCUCAUUAAAAUAGAAAACCCUGCAAUUGAUAACAUUUUAUGGAUUAUUUUGAAGCAAAUUGCUAGGAGGCAAGUUGGCCUCCACCCAACAGCAUUUUCGUGACCUUUCCUGUUAAUUCUACAACAGCCAUGGUUUAAUUGUUUCAGAAACAAUCUGUUUCACAAUUUUGAGAUUAGCCAGAGUUAGUUUGUUUCAGUGGUAUUUCAGGGUCUUUUGAUUCAUUUUAGAGUGAAAAGUGUAUCAAUUUAGAUUGUUAUAAAGUAAGUUUAAUGGCAGAUGAACAAUUAAAAGUUACUUAUUGUAAGGAAAAACAGAAAUGACUUUGAUUAAAUAUACUUAACAUUUUAUAUGGCUUGAUUGAAUAGGCUACAUUUAUUUAUGCCUCAAUAUGAGAGUGCACUUGAUGCACAUGCAAAGAUGCCAAGUCAGAACCUGUGCCAUCAAGGACAGUGACGUCCUGAGCAACACUGUAACUCAAUGUUACUUUGGAUAAUAAUAGGUUUCUCAGUGCAGGCACUAUUUCAGCUCAGUGACACCUUAAGAACAGGCAGUUGGCAUGCAAUUGGAAAUAUGAAUUUAAUUAAUUUAAAAAUGGUUUAUUGACAGUCCCUAGCUGCUUUCCCUGUUCUCCUCGCCACUCUCCUCACUUUGACUGACAGUCUGCUCUUAACAGUCACUCUGUUCACAUCUCAUCACUCCUUUUCAUACCCAAACCCCACCCCAGCCACCAAUGGCCUCUUUCUGCUGAAUCACUUUUGGAACGGAGGGGGAAUGUGAGGAAACAGGCAACAGAAAAAGGAGAAUGGCAAGAUAAUGGAGAAUAGCCAGGGAUUAGUAGUUUGGGUAGAGAAUGGCAAAACGGAGCAGGGAAAGUGGUGAGUCAAAUGGAGCAAGUGUGAGGAUAAUUGGGGAUUGAAGCAAGCAAGUAGUUGGGAAAACUGCAUAGUGAUUGGAGUGGAAGCUGACUUCCUGAUUACUAUUUCCUGUUUCCCAGCAGCAGGAGUUCUCAUGAGGGGAAGAUACAUGUGUGGCAGUGUGAAAGAAGCUGUAAUCUAGUCAAAUGCUAUGUCAGUAGAUCAGGAUGAAACAGCAUUAUUGGUUAAAAGGUAACGAGAAAGUGACAAAUCUAUAAAAGAAGAUGAAUUUAUCAUUGUACAUAAAAGUUACAAAUGUUUGCAGCUCAGUUCUUGAAAAUAGACUGGCUAAUUGUAUACAAGAUGCAAAGAAGCCACCCCUUUGAAAAUUCUUAGAAGCUGUCUUCCUGUAGAACAGUAGGGGGAAGAAUAGAGACUUGACCAAAAGCAAAUGUGUAUUUAAUAUUUAAAGAUAGUUUUGAGUUCAUUUUUAUUGUAUUUUUUCUUUUAUGUUGAACUCCAUUUUGAAGAGUUUUUUAAAAAAUUGUUUAUUUUUACAAAAAAAAAGCCAAAAGUAAAAAAAAAGUGCUGUUUGCUUUGGUACCCAGAGCUUGUUGACUUUAUCUUGCAAUUUAUUUUAAUAUAAAGGCAGCUAGAAUAUUCAGCAACAUUAUUUAGAACAAAGUAACUAAAUGGUCUCCCAUCUUGUUAAAACAGUUUCCAGAGGCUGGGUGUUUUUUCUCUUUUCAUUACCAUUCAUGUUAUUUAUAAUCUGAAGAAAGAGCCUGUUAUUGUCCAGUUGCUGGGUAAAUGCAACUGCCUGCUUUUCCAUGCAAUUUUCUUAAUUUACUCAAGGUACAUAGUUUGAAACCCAGGACUCCCCAGCAGUCAAAGGGGACAAAUGAGAAGGAACCAUACACGAUGAGUGGAAGAUAAUGUCUGGAAUUGACAUUAUAAUGUGAUGCAUUAAGAUUCAGUUACAUGCCUGUGAAGGAUGUUUUCACUGAUGGGACAAAGCACAGCUUAAGCAAAGAGUGAUUCACACCUGGAAUAGCUUUUCAGGAGAUGUAAUGUUUCUCUAUCCCCGUUGAAAUCAUCACAACUAUGCUAAACUGGCAAUCCACGGCAACUAAAAUAAUACUGCAGUUUGAAAUAACUGGAUAUUAGUGUAUGAACAUAACAUGAUGAUAUUAUCACUUUACAUCAUUUUUAACUUAGGCUAUUUCUGUAAACUGCCUCUUAGAAAUUCCAAGAAAAUGUUUGUGCACCAUUAAACAUCCAUACAUUGGAUAAUUUCAAGGCCAGUGUUCUGACACAGUUGUUUGUAUCUGUAUGUACUGUUAUUGCACCACAGCAGCAUUGCCUAAACAUUGGCUUUUAAAAAGAAGCUAGACAAAUCAACAAAUAAACACUGGUUGCUGACAGCAGUACAGUUGGCUCAAUCUACUAUCAUUAAACUAACAUAAUAAAUGGAGACACAUGCUGUUUAAUCAUAAAUGUGUAACAGCAGUUCCGAUAGUUUUCACAUGUACAACUAGGGACAGUGGAAAAGGGAAGGACCAGUUAUGUGACAGCCAGUUCCAGCAAGUCAGUUCUUUAUUCAUUUUGUCUGUAUUCUAUCUGGCUGGUUUUACACUCAGGCAGGAUAUUUCAUUUGUGUAGUUACGCACAUGCACAGAAUUCCUUUCUGAGAAGUCACAUUUUAGACAGUGGGGAAAUAAGUAUUUGCACUAUCUAAAUGUUUAUGCUGUGCAAUUCUGGAACAGGCAGGAGAUCUAAGGGACAAAAACUCUUGAUCACUUUUUAAACAGUGUUAUGCUGCACUGAAUUUGCACUUGCCAGUCAAAACCGAAGUUAUCUAGCAGCUUCCGGAUGCUUCCUUGAAGCAGUUGAGGCCUGACUCUAUUUGCAUUGAAGAUUAUACAGUAUAAAUGUAAUUGUACCUCGAGAAACUUAUGAAUGCAGAGAGUUUGCAUGAAAUGCAACCUGCUACCCAUCUCCAGGAAGUCAUUAUUUCCACAGCUUGUCUGCAAUCAUCUCAUGCCAAAUUGCACAUUUUGUUUAAAUCUAUGAAACCUGUGAGUUUUCAUUACUUGAAUACAUUUAUGUCAUGUUAACUUAUUUCAUAGGUUGUGAAAUUUUGGCUAAUUUAGAGUUUAUGCUUGAGUUUUAUACCAUUCUUUGGAAUAUAAAAGCCAUAAAAUAUUGCAGUUUUAUGUCAAUAUACUGUUAUUAGUUGAGUUUUUGUAAUACAGCUCUGUUGGUACCAAGCAUGAGAUUAUGAAAUUAACUGAUGUCUUUAAGAUGAUUAAAGGGUUCAGUAGGAUAGACAAACAGAAGAUAUUUACAUUUGCAGGGGACACAAGAACUGGGGGCCAUAAGUGUAAGGUAGUCACUAAUAAAUUCAGUGGGCAGUUCCUCAGCCACAGGGUGACUUAUGCAUGGAAGAACCUGCGACCAGAUGGAGCAGUUGAGUCAACAGGCAGUGAGGAUUUAAAGAGGAAACCAAAAAAAAACCACCUGAGGGAGAAAGCAGGUGUUGAUGGUGUUAGAUGAAGUGGGUUGGCAGGAGACUUGUAUGGAGCAGUAAAACCAGCUUGAGCAUUUUGAGUCAAAUAACCUGUUUCUGUAUUAUGAAAACUGUAUUAUCAUCUAUGUUUAAACAGUGGGGGCCUCUGUCAGCCAAACUGUCAAUGAAAAUAAUAAUCCCUAACAUCUGUAACAGGCAUGAACAAAGCAGGCACAAAGUUCGUCCAUAUGCUUAAAAGCACAGCACUAGACAGUCAUUACAUAGACUGGCUCCAACCUAUGUUUGUGACAGCCUAUGAUCAGAGAAGAAAUUAGAUUUUUUCUGUGAUCGGUUUUUUGUAGCAAUUCCCUGAAAAGAAAAGCGACAGCAGAGCAAGAAGCCAUAUCGUCAAAAUUUCACUACAAACAAACUUUUAAAUAAGGCAGUGUUAGUGUUUAACAUUCUUGAUUUGCAAAAGUCAGGGGGAAAAAAAAAAUCAGAAUUUAAAGUAUAAGUUGCAUAAGUUACUCAAGAAUUCCUAAAAAGGGGAUUUUGUGUACUAAAAUAAAAAUUUACAUUCCCAUAGUGAUACUUAAACAUUAUCACCAGCAUGUCACAUCACAAAGUCAAAUUGAGUUUUUCUAACUCCUUCCUAAAAGGCAGUUGCCCUUUAAAGAUGGAUAUCUGAAAUGAUGAGGAAAUUAAAAUAUUUUGUUUACCAUGUUUCUGUGAAUAGUUUGUAUUCCACCUUGUUUCAUUCUUCACAAUAUGCAGUUCUGUGUCUUGGUGGAACUGCUUUUCUGAUUAUCUUUCUUUUACCUUUUAAUAUCAGCUUUAAUGUGUUGUUGCUUUUCAAUAUCAGUAUUGUCCCUAAUAAGUUUACUUCCUGUCUCAAGCCCAAGCUGUGGAACAAUUCUAAUUCUAUUCUAGUUGACACUAAGUUUGCAAUACAAUUAUUAUGUUUUUAAUUGUGGAGUAAAAUAAACCAAAGUGAAAUAGUAUGUUCAAAAGCCAAAUGUUUAUAACAUGGUUGAAUUUGUUAAUCUUACCGGUGACUUGAUACAAUAUUUCUGAACAAAUAUAAAUGAAGUGUUUACUAUAUGUAUAUUAUGUUCAGUCCAUGUGUCUUAUUUAGGACAUGGUCAUUCUACAGGAGCAAAUAAAGAAUGCCAGAACUAAAGCUACAAUGAACAAGAAAAUUCACAUUCACAGAAUGGUGGGAUGCCCCUGUACCAACCACAGUACAAUCCCUUCUGGUCCUUAUUACAAUUCCCCAUUUCUUUUAGCAAUUCCAAGAUAUUUUGAAUAUUAAAUUGCAAAAGUAACUCUUUUAAAAUGCUUUACAGUAAUGAUAAUUAUAUUCAAACAUGUACUGUGAAUUCCUAGGCUUGCCCAAUCAUAUUUCUGAUCACCAGAAUCACUGGUGUGUUAAAGGCACCAGGUGAUGUACUCUGGUGAAUUCACAGAAAUAAUGCCACAUGCUGAGAACAUGCCGUUGCCCUUGUUCUAUUUAGUGUGCUAAGGGAAUAUUACUGAAAAUGCAGUAUCAGUAGGCUUGAGAGAGAUUUCAAAAUCUUUUUAAAAAUUAUCUUCCCAUCCCACCAACAUCCAUAAACAGAUGGCUGAAAUUCAGAACUCGAGUCUGAUCAUUUAAAUAUUCCAGCACAUUCAUCUUGUAUUUGAACUGAGAUUUCUUGAGGUGGCAUCAUAAUUGAACAAUUCAUCAGCACUUUUAUCUUAAAUCUGGAAACGUGCUAAGUUUCCAAGUUGCAUACACCCUUGUUAGUGUAGUGCCUUACCAACUGGGGAGCAGACACUGAUAUACGAUGGUAAAUAUGCACUUGGGAGAAAUAAAACACAUUUCAUUUAUCCCCAUCUUGUACUCCUUGCCCUGUCAGCAAACCAUGGGAGCUGGGAAACUGUUUGUUUAAACAUAGCUGUUUCAGAGGUUUCAGUAAGAGUCUGUUUUAAUGUUACAUACUGUCAGGAAAUGAGGUGGUCCAAGACAUGUUGUUUUAAUGUGCCAUAUGUCCACAAAGAUGACACCAUUUAUUUCCUUAAAUCUGCUGUUCAAUGUGUUAUAAUGUACUAAAUGUUCUGUACAUAUCCAUUCUGUAUGCAUUUGUGUUUUAAA
Molecule: messenger RNA, 8828 nt
Organism: Stegostoma tigrinum
Lineage: Eukaryota; Metazoa; Chordata; Chondrichthyes; Orectolobiformes; Stegostomatidae
Product: elongation of very long chain fatty acids protein 6-like
Exons: 4
Coding region: 305-1099 (264 amino acids)
Biological process (GO): fatty acid elongation, monounsaturated fatty acid; sphingolipid biosynthetic process; very long-chain fatty acid biosynthetic process
Cellular component (GO): endoplasmic reticulum membrane; endoplasmic reticulum
Molecular function (GO): fatty acid elongase activity
Source: RefSeq, a predicted model, not a curated record